Dreissena polymorpha is the source of this 671-nucleotide messenger RNA. RefSeq names its product ATP synthase subunit beta, mitochondrial-like. The record is from RefSeq and is a predicted model, not a curated record. Lineage: Eukaryota; Metazoa; Mollusca; Bivalvia; Myida; Dreissenidae. The coding region runs from base 1 to 396 and encodes 131 amino acids. Gene Ontology annotation, biological process: proton motive force-driven mitochondrial ATP synthesis. The transcript has 3 exons.
AUGGUUGGUGUCACUGUGUGCGUGCUUCAGUCUUACACACUCUGCUACGCGCAACUCCCGGCUUGUAGCUCCUUUCACCCAGCCAGUGUAACUCAUGACUAUAAGUCCCUGCAGGACAUCAUUGCCAUCCUGGGUAUGGACGAGUUGUCUGAGGAGGACAAGCUGACUGUGUCCCGCGCCCGUAAGAUGCAUAAGUUUCUCUCCCAGCCCUUCCAGGUGGCUGCGGUCUUCACUGGAUCCCUCGGGAAAUACGUGCCCCUCAAGGAGACUGUGUCAGGAUUUAAGAAGAUCUUGAACGGUGAGAUGGACCAUAUCACAGAGGUGGCUUUCUACAUGGUGGGAAAUAACGAAGAAGUCGUACAGAAGGCCGAGCGUCUAGCUAGUGAACAGAAGUAAACUCGUGUUUAAAGUUAUACGAAGACUUGAAAUACUCAUAUGUGCUGCUAUGUGUAUUCUGUGGAGAGAUGUGUUUUACUUGAAAGUUGCAGGGUUAAAUACUUAUAUCUUAAAGAGUGACGAUACAUUUAGUGAUAUCCCAUUUUGCUACAUGUUAAAUUAACUCACUGUAAAAAAAAAUGUGUUAUUUUUUGGAGUAUAUUAAUUCAUUAACCAACUUGGCUGAAUCAGACUUUGUAAUAUGCCGAAAUGAGGAUGUGCGUGUAUGUGAGAUG